AUGAAUCAUCCACCGCCGAAGCUGCUCACUGGCUGUGAUAGGUUUUCAUUCAGCGGCGUUGAUUGUGGCCCGGUGUGCCGAAGUGGCAUUAGCUACCCGGUAAGCACAUCGUUGCUACGCCCUCCGGUCCUGAAUUCCGAGGAUUCGCCUUCACAACUGUCCUCGACGUUGCCUCCAUUUGACUCCGUGGCAUACGAGAACGCCGCUGCUGUGCGCAAUAUCUUUGGCGUCAACGACCAGCAUAUGUACGUCGGUACGCCACCAUGCAACGUUACCGGUCCGCCGCCACCGGUUGGUUUUCUGCCCAGGGUAUCGUACAAUAGUUUCCUGUUGAACUCGUCUCCUACUGCAUCUGACUGCUAUUCGGGUCUGUAUCCUGGAAGUGGUCAGUCUGGGUCGCUGUCGAGUACGUUCUUGUCGCCGGUGAUUGAGCAACAGCAGAAGAGCGUUGCGGCCCACGGUGCCGCCGGUGGCUUGAUGUACCACUUUCCUGGGUCGCAGCGUGCCACCCCCUCAUCAGAGCCGUGCCAUGACUCCCAACAUGCUGUGGUCGAUAGUCACCUAAAAGCUUUCGGAGACACAAAUUUUUUCAGUGAACGGGUUGUCCCUAACGGAAACUAUACUUUCGCCACUGAUGCGGUUUCGACCUCUCUCACUUCUUGGCCGGAGCAACACGCGGGAACCGGCGGCGGCCAAGGCUGCAACGGUUCCGGUAUGGACAUCUUGGCGCAGUACUACUCACACCACGUGCAUGGCGAUGACCGAGCUUCGGUCGUAUGCCCGAUCCUUUCAUCUGGUCAGUCGUCUCUAAACCCAGAUUUGGCGGCGGCGAUGAGCGGCGUGGUCGAUUAUUCGAAGUUUUUCCCGAAGGUCAUUAACCCGUCGGUCAGUGACCAUCAGCAACAACAGCAACAACACUUUCUCUCUCCGGAAACAUCGACGUACUUCAGUAAAGUCGCCGCCGCCGUCAAUCCGUACUUAGGCAGAGCUACCGGGGCAUUUCAUCGUAAUUCGCAUGCCGGUGGCACGUUUCCCAACUACGUUGUGGAUUAUGACCGCCAACAGCAGCAACAGCUACUGAAGCAGCAUCGACCGUCAUCCGGUGGGGUGAUCGUCAAAUCUGAGGUUUCGUUGAUGGCGGCUGCUGCUUCGCAGUUGCCAAAUAUGAACGAUGUAGCCAAUUACAACAUGGCGGCGAAUUUCAGAGGUUCAGCGGAAGACGUGGGUUCCAUGUUACUGAGCCAUGGGUUUCUUCCAGCCAACAAGUUGAUCACCAAUCCUUCUGGUUCUUACGCAGUGGCUGAGGCUGUCUCUUCCGACGACUUGAUGGCCAUGGAACGGUACAAGUACGUGCAGCAGAUGGGUGCCUACGCGGAACAGGGAUCUCCUUUUCAAAGGACUAAGCAGGCGGCUGACUUGCGUCAUUUUGUGAAAGUCGAAGGCGCCAUGCUAGAAGACCAGUUUUUGCCGUACAUCGACUCUUCGUCGACGGUCGUCAGGAGCUGUGAAUCCGUUUACCACCAUCCGGCCAACAACAGGUCUGAUUCGACGUCGUGUCGUCCCGAGGAUUCGACAAGCCCGGUCGUGUUCCAGCCAUUGACUGACUUUGACCCAGUGGAAGCUGGUGGUGAAAUAGGCUCAGCGACGGCUUGGAGUAACGACAAGGAAUAUGCCGAAGUGUUCAUCCCGGUACCGUGUUUGCAAUGCAACGACGGUGUGCACAAGGUGCCCAUCUACAAGCAGCACCAGCCACGGAAGAUCGAGCAGCCGUGUACCCCGUGCAGCGAAGGCUCCCCUUAUAGCUUUACGGACGACGAAGAGGUGGCCUGUCACUUCAGCCCCGUCAACUUGCGUUCCUCGUUUCCACAUGUGGACGAUUUGUCUAGGGUCCAGCGGAAGCACGACGGCGGCUCAUCUCGACGACGACGUUCUUCUCGGUCAGAACAACUUGCUACUCCCGCCACUACCUCUUCGUCCUCUUGUUAUUCAGUGCCCUACAACACGGCGCCAAGAAAGCGGUUGAAAACCGAAAAAGACUUUUGCUUCCAGCCGGAUUCCGCCUGGCUGACGGGUGCUCUGAAGGCGGCCGCGGCAGCUGAAGGUUUAAGUAAUCACAGUCUUUCAGCUUCAGCACCGUCUGCUGACAAUCGCUUCAAUGCCAGAACUAGUGAUGCCGGUGAUGCUCCUCUCACAAACCACUCAUCGCCUUCUUCGCAAGCCGGCGACUCAAGCGAUACCUAUCACCUGGCGUCGACCUCUGCGGCCUCUACCUCUUCUUCGUAUACCACCACUGACGGUGUAAUCGCCGACUCUUGGUCUCAGCGCUCCCAACCACGGAUCGUCAUUCGUAUCCCGAAAUAUGCAUUGGCGACCGACGACAUCAGAGACCACACUGUUCCUUCGUCUUCAGUUGUAACCGAACAGAUCAGCGGCAUGGUUCUUCCUCAGAGCGGUAUUUCUUCCAGCAGCGUUCCUCCGGUCGAGUGCUCGCAGCCGGCGUCAUUCACUUCUGCCUGUACAGACAUUCCCAUUGUGCCUCCGAACAGCCGAACGGAGUCGCGAGCCUCAAGUACCAGUGGAAACGAAGGCGUUAUGGCCGUGAAAGAUGUACAUUUUAUCGAAGGCGGGUUCAGCGGUCGCAGCGUAAAGCACGGCGACGAUGAUCAAACAGUUGACACCGUUCUUAGCCUGUGUAAAUAA
Molecule: messenger RNA, 2700 nt
Organism: Soboliphyme baturini
Lineage: Eukaryota; Metazoa; Nematoda; Enoplea; Dioctophymatida; Soboliphymatidae
Source: the annotation of a GenBank genome assembly